AAAGCAGUGGCGUGCACAGACCUCCGCGAGGGCAGGGGCGCAAUCGCGUUCCGGUGGGGAGAAAUGGGAACGCGGGGGCACCGCGAUGCGACCGCAAAGGGCACUUUCACUUUUGCGAUCAAAGAGGCAGGGGCUCAAGCCACCCCUGACCCCCACCCCGUGCACGCCACUGAUUGAAAGCGUUUUUUCCACGCGGGAAGCAUCGUUUCAACUAGCAGCAGUGAUUCAAUCUGCGUCUGAGGAGAUUGUAGAUGGGCAAAAAUAUUAUGGCAAAAUAAUUAUUAUGGCAAAAUAAUGAUUUAUUUAGUUUUAAAUGAAACGAUUGUAAUCCUGAUAGUAUCCUCCCUUUUUUCAAAAUGUAACUAAUCUGAUUACUACGUUUUUUGACGUAACUGUAACGAACCACAGUUACUGGAUUUUUGUAUCCUGAUUACGUAACGCCGUUACAUGUAUUCCGUUACUCCCCAACCCUAUAUAUAUAUAUAUAUAUAUAACAAGAAAUACAUUUGCAAAUUUAGGCUUACUAUAUUAUUAUCAGUAGUAGAUGUUGCAUAGUCAUAGAACGGCCCUGCAAGUUUAGUCAAUUAAAAGACUCUUUAAAAUGCAUUAAUGUUAUUGCAUUAGACUCAGCGAUGCCUCCAUUGCCAGCAAGAUAUAAACACUUUCAGAUGCCCAGAAAGCUACUAAAGACAUAUUUAAAAGAGUUCAUUUGACUACAGUGGUUAAACCUUAAUGUUAUUAUAGCGACUUAUUCAACAAUAUCUAGUGAUGGGCGAUUUCAAAACACUGCUUCAUGAAGCUUUGAAGUUUUACGAAUCUUUUGUUUCGAAUCAGUGGUUCGGAGCCCAUAUCAAACUGCCAAAGUCACGCUGCCCAGUGGUGAACCAUUGAAAUUUUGAAACAUUUAUGACAUAACGAAGCCUCGUUUACUGAAAUCACGGGACUUUGGCAGUUUGAUACACGCUCCAACCAUUGAUUCGAAACAAAAGAUUCGUAAAGCUUCGAAGCUUCAUGAAGCAGUAGGUGCGUCCGAAUUUGCGUACUUAUGCACUAUUCUGUGACGUUUUUAAGUACAAAUAGUGCGAGUAGUGUGUUCACAAUGAAAAUUCCAAAAAGAAAAAGUGCACUUUAAAUACCCAGAUGAUGCACUAAAUUAAUGGAAAAAACAAAGUGUGGAAUGUUGGACACUUUAUGCACUUAUGCAGCUGUCGCAGCUUUAAUUACGUUGUGGAGGCGGAGGGGGGAUCAGACUCCAAUGUUUAAUGACAAAAUAAACGUAUAAAAUUCACACACUACAUGGAUGAGUACAUAAUGCAUAAGUGCAUAGUGUAUAGAGCGUCAUUUGGGAUGCAACUAGUGUUUUGAAAUUGCCCAUCACUAGAUAUUGUUACAGUUUUUCUCAGUUGCUUUCUUAAUCUGAAUCAUUCUUAAAAUUUGCAAAACAGUAUGUUCAUUUCUCAAAACAAUUUGUACAAACAGCACAACAUAUUGGAUUACCUGCAAAAGCCUGUAACCUGCUCAAAAUCCUUAGUUCAUCUCUCAAAAGCAAGUAUUUAUGUCAAUGAACAUAUCAGUGCCAUCAGAAUGACAAGUCCUUGUGUCGUUGUUCUCGAACAAUAUAAUCAAAAUGCUUAGCCAUGUUGUCAAUAUAACAGUGAUGAAUAUUUCAGAUGUAAACUAUGGCUACAGUUUGCACUUUGUAUGGCAUAUAUCAAUUUUAACAGUACAAAUGGACACAUUACUGUAUAUGGGAGAUUGAUUGCAAAAGACUGGACAGGAUUCACAGUUUUGUAUUUACUGUUGGUCAGUCAACAAAUUACUGUAAAAUGUCCUUGUGAUAAAUGAAAAAGACAAGACGAUAUACAUACACUGUAUAUAUGUAUUCAUGUGUAUGUGUGUGAUAUAGUAUGUAUCUGUAUAACGUUCAUUUAGCAAGUGUGAUAUGCUACUGUAAGUGUAAAAAUGCUACUGUAAUAUUAAGAUUAUAGCAUGCAUACCAUAUUAGAGUGCAGUGCACAUUGCUGAAAUACAUACCUGUAAUGUCUAUGAAAUACUUGAAUGAUUGAGGAAAAGGUUUUUCUCCAAACAUUCAGCUGCACCUUUAGACCUGCAUAAGCCAUUGUAAGGUCAUGAUUGAGAACAUUGUUUACAAUAUUGGUCCUUAUUUCACCAGAAACGUGCCUACGCCCCCUUUGCUUUAUCUACCUCUUCCUCUGUUUUGCCUCCCUACCCUUCUACCACACAUCCUUACUUCUCUUCUUCUUUCCAGCUGUUGACCCCUUUUGUUUACAUGAUGUUCUUCCAUUAUCAGACAUUGUAACUCUUGUGUUGUACUCUGUCUAUAUAUGCUUUCCAGUUGAAGAUUCAUGACAUGUAUCUUUGAGCUGUUUUAGAGAACUGGUUGGGCCAUUGGUUGAUCUAAUGCUUUACAUUCCCCUGAAUACAUUAGUGAAAUUCAGGAUUCACCUGCAAAAUUCAUCAAUUCAGGACACAUUUACAAAAGUCUAAUAGAAAUGUAUAGAUAAUAUACUUGUAUAUAUGCAUUGUGAUAACUAGGUCAACCAUUUUGCAUUUAAUGACUUGUGCGAUGAACUAAUGACUAGAUGUUUUGAAGGGUAAGACUAUUCAACAGAGAACCAUAUAAUACAUUUUGAGCAACAUGAUAUUAGCAAUUGAUAAUGUAGGAAAUAGCAGACAGUUAUUACAGUACAUGUACAGUACAGUACAUAAUCAAUUGCCUGAAUGUACUAAAGCAUUUGCAAUUUGUUCAAAAAUAUGAAAAACUGCUUUUAGGAUGUGCACAAGUGACUAGAUGAUGUGGUGGUUGAACAAGUAGUUAUGAGAAUUUCAGUUCUGAUCUGAUCUGAAAAAUGUGCCAAAGCGACUGAGAAAAACUGUAAGUAUAAAGUCGUUAUUUUGUUUUUUUGGCCCACAAAAAAAUAUUCUCGUCGCUUCUUAACAUUAAAGUUGAACCACUGUAGUCACAUGAACUGUUUUAAAUAGGUCUUUAGUAGCUUUCUGGGCAUUUGAAAGUGUUAAUUGUCUUGCUGUCAAUGGAGGCCUCACUGUGCCAUCGGAUUUGAUCAAAAAUAUCUUAAUUUGUGUUCCGAAGAUGAAUGAAGGUCUUACGGGUGUGGAACGAAAUUAGGGUGAGUAAUUAAUGACAUAAUUUUCAUUUUUGGGUGAACUUACCCUUUAAGCAGCUGGUCCGGUGUCAUUUUAGUCAAUGUAUGCUUUCAGUUGCUCUCUCAAGUGCACACAGGUGACGGUGUAGUUCAAAUGUGUCUCAUGCGCGCAGCUGUGGUUUCGUGAAUUCAGUGGAUGUUUUGGUAGGCUAUAUAUAGUGCCUUUCCUAUUUGUAUAUAUAUUUGCCACUAGGAGGCGACAGUGCAGCUUGUUUCUAAAACUUUAGGAUAGUGACUAAAACUUUAGGAUAGUACUUUGCAACAAUAGAAGAGUUAUGUUAUUCCGUCUGGUUUCUGUGGAAUAAUGUUCUUGGUGUGUGUGUGUGUGUGUGUGUGUGUGUGUGUGUGUGUGUGUGUGUGUGUUUUAAAUGCUAAAAAAUUACUUUCUUGGGGGUUGUAGGCACAACUUUCCAGAACUGGACCUACAGAUAUUGCACAAAAUGGGUCAGACAUAGAGACCUUCAGAGCGAAUAAUAACACACAUUGUUUUUAUGAUUUAGAGCAUUGAUUUUCUAUUUCCAUUACUAGUUCCAUCCCCUUUUUUCAGUUACAGUGUCUUAUAUGGUUAGCCUACCGUUUUUAUUUAAAACGAAAUAGUGGUGAUAAGGAAUGGCAAAAUAAUUAUUUGAUUAAUUGAUAAUUAAUUAUUGACCACAAUAUUCACUCACAAAAUUUUAAAUGUUUUCUACUGUUUUCUAGUGGGCCAGGCUGUAACACUAAUUACACAGUUUAGGGAUAUAUUGUUAAUUUGUAACAGACAAAAAUGUGAAAUUUACAUCAGAGACAAAACGUUGAUAUUAACGUUGUUAUUAGCUAUAUCAAUGACAUCAAUUAUCACGAUUAUAAACUGUCAUCGCGAGAAAUGAGUUAUUUUAUCUUAACUUCUCUCUCAGUUUUUGUCGGAACAUGGUGUGCGAAAAUGACAAACCAAUGAUCUCCUCUAAAAAUAGAGAAAUUAGCCGCGCGUCAGUGACAGAACGCAAAUCGGAUGCGCAUCAGUCAUUGCGCAGCUGUGAUCUCGUGCCAUCAUCGGGCGCUCUGAAAAGUUCCUGGAUAAAAGGAGCACGGCAUGGUGCUGGGCGAUACCAACAGAACUAUUGUCGCGCAAAUCCACGGACAAACUAUGAAGCCCUUGAUGGCCGAGGAGCGCGCGCGAGAGACAGGUGCAAGUAUGGGAACCUCUAACGCUAUGAUGAUCUCCGAGAUCCUCAUCCCUCGACUAUUCAAAAUUGCGCACGAGUCUGGAGAAGUGGCAGUGGCUGCGGGCUCCGGUUCCUUGGAAAUGAAGCCCUCCAGCUCCCCGAUCCUACUUGAAAUGAUGGAGGUGGCAAACGGCACGCGCUGCGCGGAGCAGAUCCUCAGCUACGGAGAGGUCGAGAAGGUGCUGAUCGGUGGGGUGCUGACCAUGCUCACUCUCAUAACCAUCUGCGGGAACCUGCUCGUGGUUAUCUCCGUGUGUUUUGUGAAAAAGCUACGGCAGCCCUCCAACUAUUUGAUCGUGUCUCUCGCGCUCGCGGACCUCUCCGUUGCGCUCGCGGUGAUGCCGUUCGUCAGCAUCACGGACCUGAUCGGUGGCCGAUGGAUUUUUGGCAAGUUCUUCUGUAACGUGUUCAUAGCCAUGGAUGUGAUGUGCUGCACCGCGUCCAUCAUGACCCUUUGCGUUAUUAGCAUCGACCGGUACCUGGGCAUCACCAGACCUCUAACAUACCCGGUGAGGCAGAACGGAUGGUGUAUGGCCAAAAUGGUGCUUUCUGUGUGGCUGCUCUCUGCGUCAAUCACUUUGCCACCUCUCUUUGGCUGGGCGCAGAACGUGAACGAUGACCGUGUGUGUCUGAUCAGCCAGGACUUUGGCUACACUAUUUACUCUACAGCUGUAGCGUUUUACAUCCCCAUGACUGUCAUGUUGGUCAUGUAUUACCGCAUCUACCGUGCCGCCAAGCUCAGCGCUGCCAAACACACCAUCACUGGCUUCCCUCGUGCAGGACAGGAAGAGGAAGAAGAGGAUGUGGUAGGGGCCGAUGAUACAGAAGAACCCAUGGGUGUGGAUUGCGUAACCGUCGCGAUCAAGCUUCAGAGGGAAGUGGAAGAGUGCGCGCGUCUACCUCGAAUCCUGCGAGGAGUGGGCAAGAGGAGCUUGGACCGCAGGAGCAUUUCCAUAUUCAAGCGGGAACAGAAGGCGGCAGCCACGCUCGGGGUGGUGGUAGGAGCGUUCACCGUCUGCUGGCUUCCGUUCUUUCUCCUCUCCACGGCCCGGCCCUUCAUCUGCGGGACAGAGUGUAGCUGUGUCCCGCUGUGGGUGGAGAGAACGCUGUUGUGGUUGGGCUACGCCAACUCACUCAUCAACCCCUUUAUCUAUGCUUUCUUCAACCGCGACCUGCGCACCACCUACCGAAGCCUGCUCAGCUGCCGUUACCGUAAUAUUAACCGGAGAUUGUCGGCUGCCGGCAUGCAUGAGGCCCUACGACUGGUGGAAAGACCAGAGGUGGUUGUCUCUGGGUGACCCGAACUGUGCACAUAACAUACGAAGAGUUCAGAGGUUGACAUUUGCAUAGGAACUCACAAGCCUAAAUGGUCAUGAUGGCAUUUAGGAUGUGUCAUGUUUGGAAGGUGUCAUGAUGUACUGACAGUACCUACAAGUCAAAACAGUGGUCACUUCAGACAGAGGCGUGCAUUAUGGUCAAUGCAGUUGCAUUUUGUCAUCUUGAAGAACACACUAUCACUGGCUUUUCUUUAGUAGAACAGCAGAGAAAAUACACAUAGCUGAUGAAUCAAAGUCCAGCUUCUGUCAAUUUCAGACAAUCUAAAAGAACAGAAAACAAAACCCUUUUCACAGACUGUGAUAUAUUUUCACAGUUAUCAACAUUACAAAUCUAGUAAAGCUUUUUCAUAUUUUAAAAAUGUAUAUACAUUUAAAAUGGUAUACUUUGUGUUAUAUUACCUUGGCAGUAAAUUACAAAAAAAAAAAAAAAAAAAAAAAUGCUGUUGCCUCCCACUCACCACUAUAGAAGUUUACACACUUCCACUUCUGAGAACCCUGGAAAUGUGAAAGGGGUUCAUAUAUAUAUAUAUGAAUUCCAUGAUUUUUUUUCUGAAUUUAUUUAAAGGACGUGUGUAAUACUGCACCAGUAUCGUGAUAUCUUAUCCCUCAAGGGAUUUGAGGGAAUCGAGAUAUACAGAUCAAUAGUAGGGAGAAAUCCGUUUAGAUUUAUCCAUUCUUGAAAACAGAAAAGCACCCACCUCAUUUCUGCUUUAAAAACGUUUAUCGAGCUGUGAGAAACUUGUUUGUCAACUGUCAGCACCUGUUAGCUCACUAAGUGUGAUUAAUCUGUCUGUUUCUUGUGACUUUAUGAUAAACUAGCCAUUUCUACUUUCAGUCUGCACAUGCUCAAUCCUUAUAAAACCACAGAUUUCAUGCAUUGAUGGAAAGUGCAUUAAAGCACAGAUCCAAUGUCAACUAAGCUUCUUUCUGCAGCUGUGGUUAAGCCAGAAGGAACAGGAGGUGAUCUGAAGGAACAGGAGGUAAUCUGAUCACCGAUCAGUAAUUAAAGGGAUUCUGAUGAGAUUGACUCGGGUCUCUUUUUUUGCAGGCAGCUAUUUAUAGUUUGAUUCUGCAUGGAUCUUAUGCAAUUAGCUUUUAUGUCACUAGUAUUUAUUUAGCAUACGUCACUGAAGAAUUCAUGCCGUUCACUCUUUUGAAUUACUUGUGCAUAAAAAUAAAGUAAUGACUUUGUGCGGUGCUUUCUAAAGUGUGUAAAUAUCAAAAGCAGAUGUGCCAAAAUGUAAAGAUGCCUAUCCGAUGUGUUUUUAUUGUUGUACAUGUUUUAAUGUCACUUCUUGUGCAUAUUUUCCCUAUAUGAGUUGGAAUAAAGGAUGAAUAAACUGGGA
Messenger RNA from Ctenopharyngodon idella (grass carp), 7070 nucleotides. It is a transcript of the gene htr7a, whose product is annotated as 5-hydroxytryptamine (serotonin) receptor 7a. NCBI's taxonomy places the organism in Eukaryota, Metazoa, Chordata, Actinopteri, Cypriniformes, Xenocyprididae. The coding region runs from base 4255 to 5685 and encodes 476 amino acids. Gene Ontology annotation, molecular function: G protein-coupled serotonin receptor activity; neurotransmitter receptor activity. Gene Ontology annotation, biological process: smooth muscle contraction; G protein-coupled receptor signaling pathway, coupled to cyclic nucleotide second messenger; circadian rhythm. The record is from RefSeq and is a predicted model, not a curated record. The transcript is spliced from 2 exons. Gene Ontology annotation, cellular component: dendrite; membrane.